Messenger RNA from Echinops telfairi (small Madagascar hedgehog), 1188 nucleotides. RefSeq names its product cytoskeleton-associated protein 2-like. The record is from RefSeq and is a predicted model, not a curated record. Lineage: Eukaryota; Metazoa; Chordata; Mammalia; Afrosoricida; Tenrecidae. The coding region runs from base 1 to 1188 and encodes 395 amino acids. Gene Ontology annotation, biological process: negative regulation of microtubule depolymerization. Gene Ontology annotation, cellular component: microtubule cytoskeleton. The transcript is spliced from 3 exons.
AUGUUUUUCAAUAAUAGAGACAAGAGUGUGCUGACAUCUGAGGACCAGUUCCAAGAAGGGACAAGCCUUCUGAAACAUAAAAUGGCUGAUAAAGAAAAUGCCAAUAAAUCUGCAUGGAACAAAAAUAAUCUAAUGAUGGGGAAAAAUUAUAUUCCUUUAAAACCAAAUGAAUUAAGCAAUUCAACUAUAGCUCUUGAUAUACAUAAUUGUGAGGACAAUAAUCAAGAUCUGUCAUUUAUACCAAUUAAAGAUGAUCUUCAAAUUCAACGUAUGUCAUUUAACCAGACAUUUCCUCUUAAAAGCAAUAGUAAAGAAAACCUAAUGCCUGUAGGAAAACCAAAGCAAGAUGUCAAGGUGCUCAAGAAGCCUGUGCUUGGAUUGUAUCGUGGGAAAGUUAUUGAGUCUAAGAUUAAUUCAUUCAGAAAACCCCUGCAAGUCAAAGACGCAAGUUCUGCAGCAAACAAGAAACUGGCAACAACUCUCCCUAAUGCCGCCAAGCCCCCGCCUGUGAACACCAGCAGUGUGACAGUGAGGACUGAUAAGGCCUCGAAGGUGACGACUUCCACGAAGACGGGGAGCACGGCCUCUCAGAACAGACCGCUUCUGCGGCCUCCUAUCAGAAGCCACCACGCUAACACGCAGGACAGGGGGGAGCAAGGCAUCAGUAGAACCUCCGCCAGUGUUACUGUUCGGAAGGGGCCUGGAAGUACAGAAUUAGCUCAGGUGAAACCCCAUCUGUCUAGUGUCAGACCCAGUGCUUCUCAGGACAUGAGAAGAAACCAGGCAUCCUCAAGAAACACAGCAUGUGACAUCCUAGCCAGGCCUGCCUCCUCUUCUAAGCUCAAACUGAUGGAAAAGUCAAAACCCACCGACCAGCGAAGACAUACUAUAGUAGCGAAGACCAGUGCCAAUAGUAAACCAGCUCAGCCCACAGAAACUGCAGAGCAGAGGAGAGCCCUUCUGACUGAGUGCAAAGCCGACAAAGGCAGGGUGCUGAAGAAGCCUCCGAGCUCCGUGGUGACGCAGCCCGAGCCUGAGGGGCAGAAUGGAAAACCAGUGGGGUCCUUCUGGACGACCAUGGCCGAAGAAGACGAGCAAAGACUGUUCACUGAGAAAGUAAACAAGACGUUUUCUGAGUGCCUGAACCUGAUUAGUGAGGUAUCUCGUGAUCGUCUUCUAUCUUUGUAG